Messenger RNA from Trametes versicolor FP-101664 SS1, 2874 nucleotides. RefSeq lists its product as uncharacterized. The record is from RefSeq and is a predicted model, not a curated record. Bases 1 to 2874 code for a protein of 957 amino acids. The transcript has 8 exons. Lineage: Eukaryota; Fungi; Basidiomycota; Agaricomycetes; Polyporales; Polyporaceae.
AUGAAGCCAGAUGCACGGUGCAAGGCUCUGGAGGCGGAUGCGGACACCGAGACCGUUGAGGCACACCGUGUGCACUGCCGAGGUUGUCGAAAUUGGAUCGCCCUGCGAAAUGACCGAGAGUACGACCGUCGCAACUGGGAUAAACACAAGUUGGCUUGCCCACGCCUCACUGGCGUAGAGAAACGCCGGAGAGUGGUCGGCGGCACACCUGUGUCAUCGUCGCAGCACCCAGAGCCUCCUGCGAGCGGGAACCAGGAACUUGAGGAGAAGGCGUGGACGAUAGAGGAGCAGCGCACCUUUGAUACAACACUGAAGGCCCAUGCACGAUGGGAAGUUGACUAUACGAGUCGCUUCGUCAAGGCGAAGAGGUGCGGCGGGACGACAAGCAACAGCACAGAGAUAUGCGAUAUGUGCGAUAUAUUGAGUACGUCGUCCAAAGCUCAGCCUGAGCAGGCAAACAAGGAGGCUGCGCUGCCUGAAGAUCAGCAGAGAGAGCGGCACGUGGCACGCGAGAAAUACCUCCCUCAUUCGGUACGGGCGCUUGAAGCGCGCGACCUUCAAGCCAAGAUGCACGAUCCAGCCGUCUUUCGUGUUUGGAAGCUCCUCGAGCACAACAAAUCUACCGAAACAUUCAUUGAGCUCUACGAACAGGCCCGCGACGGUAGAUUGGCAGAUCGCCAGUCGUUCAUCAAUAUCUGCCAGGUUAUGGCAGACCAAGUACACCGCCGUACGGAUCCCAACUCGAAGCUCAAGCACGGCGCACGAUACCCACGUGAUUAUAUGAAUUGCAUGGUUCUCAUGCGAUCGUAUGGCCAGAAGUCGGCGCAGCAAUACAGCAUCUUGAACGGCGCCUUGGGUGGACCAUGCCCACGGGCACUGAGGUAUUUUGUAAAGAAGUCGCCCGAUUGCCUGAGCGACCCCGACCUCGCGUUCGAGAAUGUCGCCCGUGUCAAACGGCUAAUCGAUGCGCUCAAGUACAGUGGCCCUGUGGCGCUUGCAGGCAACUGUACCAAAGUGCGCAAGCGUCUCACGUUCUCGAACGACUAUGGGAGCCAUGUCCUAGGUGCUGCGCUACCUCUCGAGCAGUGCGCCGUCAAAGAUACGAAUGACAUCGAGAAUUUUGUCACCCGGGUCAGCGAUGGUAAGGAAUUUGCGACACAAGUUCGUGCAAUUCUCGUCAAGAUCCCUCUCCCGCAAAUACCCCCACUCGUAAUUGCCCUCUGUCCUACAAAGGGCAACGACGACGCGACCGGUAUACAUGCGCAACACAUGCAGUUCCUUGCUAUGGCGAAGCAGCUCAAAAUGGCAGUUAUCUCAACAGCUGCCGAUGGUGCAUCAUCCGAGCUUUGUGCUCAAGCAUUGAUGGACUUGGAGAAGAGCGAGCUGGCUCCACUCGCAUAUGAUUUCCCACUCUACGGUGUACACUUGCGCGCACCUGUCUUCGAAACGACAGGACCACUUAUCUCCGUUCAAGAUCCUCCGCAUGCACGGAAAACCUGUCGUAACCAACCGCAGCACGGCACGCAUACUGCGAGCCUCGGCAAAGGCUACGUUGUCAACCGCUCGUUCCUGCAGCUUUAUGAGACCGGGAUAUCUGGACUCCAGCUUCGCGACGUCCAGGAUGUCGACAAGCAGGACGACGGUGCAGCACGACGCAUGUUCCAUCCCAUGGCCCUUGCAGCGACAACCAUCGAGAGGCUGGACGGCAGUCGGGACAUCCGCCCCGAAUUUCUGGGCCUAUUUCCAUUCUGUCCCUGGCUUCUCGGUACUGAGUUUGUCGAACACUUCUUCGGCCUCGCUCACUCACUACUUCCUGACUUUACCUAUGCUGAGCUACUCAAGCUAGUAAAGCAUGUGAUGCUCCGCCAACGGAUACUGCUUUCUGGCGACUUUCAAACCAAGAAGGAACGAAACUCACGCUCGGGCUACAUUCUCGACUACGACCCUACCCCCCUGACACCAGAAGAACUUGCCCAAUCAUGUGUCAAGAUGCCCGAUCACAUUCUGAACGACUUGGUCGCCCUUGCCUUCGAUGAGGCUUCCCAGAUCUGCAAACAGCUCCUCGGCAUGUCUUUCCCGGCAAACCAACCGUUCACUCUCACCACGCUUCAAGCCCCUCCGCCUCCACGCCGAAAGAAGGGGACCAGCAACGCUGACGACAGUGAUACCGAUGAUGACGAAGAUGACGAUGCCUCCGACGUGGAAGCAGACGAUGGGGCAGACACCGCAAAUGAUGAGAGCUCCAUCCGUGCCGAGGCUGCCCAUUAUGCGGCGCGAUACGCAGCUCUAUCAGAAGAUUAUGAAGCUACACUCGACGAGCUUCCCCCAGAAGGUGCGCCGAUGAUAUUCCCGGCACCCGCUCUCACUCCGAGUGUGCCGGUCGACCCCGCGCAGUCUGCUUCUAUCAUCCCUCCCGCUCGACCUGUUAGCCAAAUACUGGACGCCAACAAGAAGGUCUCUAUUGCGCGAAUGGUCGAUGUACGUACGAAGAACCAGUCCGGGACAUCAACACGAUCUGAGCGCGUCAUCGCCAUUGAUCAAAAGUUCGCCCUCGCACGACUCUUGGACCCGGCGAAGAAUUUUUUGUCAAUCCGUCAAGCAGCCCAUCACCUUCGCGUCUAUCAAGCUCUCACUAUGGGCGGCCGUCAAGAAAAGACGAUCCGUGAGCUCCGGUGGCAAUCAGUGGUCAAGCAGGUUCAGGCCGCUGUUCCCGAGGAAGGUGAGUAUAGUACCUGUCCCCUUGUUGUCUUGUGCGCAUCACCUUAUAAACGUUCACAGAUCUCCCGAACAUUGCAAGCAAGAAUGUCAAUAGUCUCUACCCUCUGCGACCCGGCAAUUUUGUCAUCAUGCGUAGCUCAAGGAAGUCGCAUCUGA